Molecule: messenger RNA, 1576 nt
Organism: Psylliodes chrysocephalus
Lineage: Eukaryota; Metazoa; Arthropoda; Insecta; Coleoptera; Chrysomelidae
Source: the annotation of a GenBank genome assembly
AUGGCGCUCUCACUGAUUUUGUUAGGUCUAGUGGUCGUAUUUGUAUUUUAUUAUUAUGGAAUACGACCGAUGAGUUAUUGGAAAAAAAGAGGAGCAAAACAAUCAACUCCGGUUUGGUGGUUUGGAGAUAAUCUAAGAAAUGUCUUCAGAAAAGAGACUGUUGUUGAUUUAUUUAAGAGAAUUUAUAAUAUGGAACCAAACUCUAGAUACUUUGGAUUUUAUCAAUUCAAUUUACCAACUUUGAUGUUAAAGGAUCCAAAAUUGUUAAAGCAAAUAACUGUUAAAGAAUUUGAUCACUUUACUGACCACAGACGAAUUGUACCACCAUAUUAUAGUGAUCCCUUAUGGGGUAGAAAUUUAUUUUCAUUAGAAGGCCAAGAAUGGAAAACAAUGAGACCUAUUCUCAGUCCUUCCUUUACAAGCAACAAAAUGAAAAUAAUGUUUAACUUGAUGGACGAUUGUGCGGAAAACUUGGUUAACUAUUUUUUAAAAAAUAAUCAAGACAUUGUCGAAGUAGAAAUGGUAAACGUUUCAACUCGUUUUGCUAAUGAUGUCAUAGCCACAACUGCAUUUGGUGUAAAAGUGGAUUCAUUGGAUGAGCCAAAUAACGAGUUUUACAAAAUGGGUGCAGAAGUUACAGAUUUUUCUUCAUUAAAGAAAAACCUUGAAAUUGCUCGUGCUUUUGUCUUCCCAGAAUCAACUAAAUAUUUCAAAGUAAAGAUGUAUGAAAACCCACCACGUCAGUUUUUCACUGACCUUAUUGAAAAUAAUCUGAAACUUCGAGAAGAAAAGGGAAUUAUGCGCCCAGAUAUGAUACAUCUUUUAAUGGAGGCUAAAAAUGGACAAAAUCAAAAGGGAGAAAAUGGAAUCACAAAUAAUGACAUUAUUGCGCAAGCAUUAAUAUUCUUUUUUGCUGGUUUCGAAUCAGUAUCGUCACUAAUUACUUUUACGGCAUACGAAUUAGCUCUUCAUCCAGAAAUUCAAAAUAGAUUAAGAGAAGAAAUUGUAGAAGCUUUUCAAGAAUGUAAGGGAAAGUGGAACUAUGAAGCUCUCUAUAAGAUGAAAUAUAUAGACAUGGUUAUUUCAGAAUGUUUAAGAAAAUGGCCUAACUUUCCAAAUAUGAGUCGUGUUUGUACUAAAGACUUUGUUAUUGAACCUGAAUUACCAGACGAAAAACCUCUAUUAAUUGAAAAGGGAACUCUUCUGGAACUGCCAAUAAUUUGUAUGCAUUACGAUCCUAAAUAUUUCCCAGAUCCUGAACGUUUUGACCCAGAAAGAUUCAGCGAUGAAAAUAAGGAUAAAAUUGAUCCCAAUACCUACUUUCCGUUUGGGUUGGGCCCGAGGGUUUGUAUAGGUUCAAGGUUUGCUUUAAUGGAAGCUAAGAUCUUGUUUGCUCAUUUGUUACUAAGUUUUGAAAUAGUACCUAUUAAGAAAACACUUAUCCCCAUGAAAUUAUCAAAAAAGCAUUUUAAUGUUCAUCCUGAUGAUGGAGUUAACUUAGGAUUAAAAAGUUUAAGAUUAUAGUGGACUGUAUAAUUUUUGUUUGUAUUUUUAUUAAUCAAUAAAUGAUUAAAAG